Molecule: messenger RNA, 1614 nt
Organism: Branchiostoma belcheri (Belcher's lancelet)
Lineage: Eukaryota; Metazoa; Chordata; Leptocardii; Amphioxiformes; Branchiostomatidae
Exons: 2
Coding region: 436-1608 (390 amino acids)
Source: RefSeq, a predicted model, not a curated record
AUUAUAAGUUAUUGGUUUAGAUAUAUUUGGUGCAAGCUGUACUGUAAGGUUUCUAUUUUCAACAAUCGUAAUCGCUUCAGUAAGAUAAACAGCCCUGACCACGAAUGAAUAUUCCAUUAAGUUAAAACAUUAAGAUAAAAUUGAUACCCUUAAUAUAUCAAAUUGUUACAAGACAAUCACAAAUGCUCACUUGUGUAGGUAAAAUUGGGCAUAUUUUUAAUACAUGAGCUUCACAGGCUUACAACGCACUACCACUUACCCAACACUUUAGGCUUAAUAAGUCCUGCACGUCUGUUUUCUACAGACCUACCUCUUCAGCUCAUCUGUUCAUCACAACCUUCCCACGCUCCGGGUCAUGCUAGUCAAGACAAGUUUCCUGAGAAAAGCCAGACUCCAGAAGAAGUUGGGGAGGAAUGCUCUGAUGAGGAGGACUCCAUGCCAUCAAAUGAGAAAGACGUAAAAGCUCACCGGUACAGACGCAGGAAGCAGCUAUGUGCUCACAACUACCCGGUGAAGUGGGCAGCUAACGCCUACAAGGUCUGGGCCGAGCAGGAAAACGGAAAGCUGUUAGCAAAAGAACCUUGCGAAAGGUUUCUAGCUCCCACCGAUUGGACAAGAGUCACCCCACCGGAGGCAAAUUUUUGGGUCAGCAAGUACCUUACCGAAGUGAGGAAGCAGGAUGGGAAACCCUACACACCUAGUACGUUACACACACUCGCUCACGGGCUGGACCAUCACAUCAAGGAGGACCUGGGAAUCAACCAUUUGGAGCUGAUGUCCAGCAAUCCACAGUUCGCAGACGUGCGAAACGCCCUUCUCAACCAGAAACAACUCUACGGCCACUUGGAGGGGAUCUCCAAGUCUGGAGUGAAGGAGUUCACAGAAGAAGAUGAGGUUGAGCUGUGGAGAAAGGUUUUUGACUUAAACACUUCACAGGGACUGUUGUACGCCGUGUACUACCACAACUGCAAGUUAUUUGGCGUCUGGACCGGAGAGGAGCACCACAGUUUGACCGUGUCACAGUUCAGCUUCGGUCAAGACAACAAAGGGCAGUUCAUCAAGUUCAUUCGACAAGGACGCAAGAAAAAAGCCCAGGGAAAAGAGUAUACCUACUAUGCAGUUCCAGGGAACCCAUGGUGUGUGGUCAGCCUGUACCAGUUAUACCUCAGUAAGAUUCCUCCAAAAGGACCUUUCUACUUCAGGCCUGUAACAAACCCUAGUCAGAGCCACCUGUGGUACAGUGCACAGCCUGUUGGACACAACUAUUUUGCCACCAUUAUGUCAAAGUUAGCGGAUAUGAUCGGGCUGGACGGGCGUUACACUGCUGCUUCUGUCUGCAAGGAAAGGCCACUACGUGGAGACCUGCCCUGCAGUAAGAGGCUGUGUUCCCAUGAACACCUGCCCAUUCCAACUGUACAUGGCACCACAUGCACACUGGCUCCAGUAAACAUAGCACCCAAGUCGUCAUCAGUCCAUUCAGCUGCAGCAGCUUCCAGUUCUGCCAGCUUCACAGAUGGAACUCCAAACCCGAGCUUGUUCAUGUUAGUUCCAGUGGCCAGCUCUAUGGCAGGCACAGGGGAACUAGGUAAUGAGCAAAAUAUAGACUAACCACGC